CGUGGUCCGUCGUAUGCGCGACAUUGAUAGUACUCCAUACCAUUCACUUCCUUCCACCAAUCCAUCACCAAGUCUCCGCCUUCCAUAUCUCUUAUCCGAACCCCAAACCACAGUUUUUAAGGCCGCGCUGCCGGAAAGGACUCAACUAGUACUAAUUCAUUCAUAAAAAAAAUGGCAGAGCAACCGCAACAGCUGGUGUUCAUCCCAUUCCCUAGCGUUGGCCACCUCGUGUCCAUGGUGGAGCUCGCCAAGCUUCUUGUCCACCGCCACACCACCCUCGUCGUCUCCAUCCCCGUCAUCACCUCCCUCUCCACCGCCGCCGCCGUCACCCGCUACACCGACUCACUCGCUGCCCCCGACUCCGAUUUGAACCCCCGUGUCAAGCUACUCCACCUCGCUAACGACGACGACGACCCAUCAGCUCCAGCCGGCAGCGUUCUCGCUCUCAUCCAAUCUCAAAAGCCCCGAGUCACAGAAGCCGUCUCCGCCGAGCUCACUCGUUCCGGGGGUCGACUCGCCGGCUUCGUCCACGACAUGUUCUGCACCUCCAUGUUGGACGUGGCGGAGGGAUUCGGCGUCCCUUCUUACAUCUACUUCACCUCCGGCGCCGCUUUCCUCGGCUUUAUUCUCCGUGCCCAGGAGUUGCACGACCAGGAAGGAGUUGACCUCACCGAGUCCAAGGAAUUGGCUGAGUUGGCCAUCCCGACUUUGAAACACCAUCUUCCACGUAAGGUCAUCCCUUCCAGCUUUCUCAACAAGGAAUGGGCGUCUGUGGUACACACGAUGGCAAGAGAUUUUAGGAAGACCAAGGGUAUUCUUGUCAACACCGUGAAGGAGCUGGAGUCAUACGCCGUCGACUCUCUCUCGUCGGGAAAAAACAACACCCCCAAGGUGUAUCCGUUGGGACCCAUUCUGAAUCUGAAGGCCGAGGAGAAUUCGGAUGGGUCGAUACUUCAGUGGUUGGACCAACAACCCGAAUACUCGGUCGUGUUCCUCUGCUUCGGGAGCAUGGGAGCCUUCAACGCGGAGCAGGUGAAAGAGAUCGCAUGCGCGCUGGAGGGAAGCGGGCAUAGAUUCCUGUGGUCUCUGCGCCGACCAGUACAAGGAGCGUGGGCCAGCCCAACGGAGUACGAGAAUGUUAGUGAAGUUCUGCCGGAGGGAUUCCUUGAUCGGAUUCGAGAGGUGGGAAGGGUGACGGGAUGGGCCCCACAGGCGGCCGUCCUAGCUCACAGAUCCGUUGGAGGGUUCGUAUCUCACUGUGGCUGGAACUCCACACUGGAGAGCCUGUGGUUUGGGGUACCCAUGGCCACGUGGCCAAUGUAUGCAGAACAACAAUUCAACGCCUUCCUGCUGGUGGAGGAGCUUCGGGUAGCCACGGAGGUUAGGAUGGAUUAUCGGACUGAGAGUGGGGAGAUCGUGUCGGCGGAGGAAAUCGAGAGAGGAAUCAGGAGCUUGAUGGAGGAGGAUUGCUCGAGGAAGACGAGAAUGAAGGAAUUUAGUGAUCAGGCCAAGGGUGCAUUGAUGGAUGGCGGAUCGUCUUCUUGUUCAAUCACUGAAUUUUUUAGAGACGUGAUGAGUGCUGGCGAUGUAUGAUUUUUUACUAGAAUAAAUAUUGUUCAAAGCUCUAUUCCAUUGUAGAUAUCUCAUUAAUAAUCAAAUGAAAGUCUAUGACAACGAAGUUACAAACAAUAAUAAUGAAUCAAUAUAGUGUGU
This is a messenger RNA of Linum trigynum, 1713 nucleotides long. Lineage: Eukaryota; Viridiplantae; Streptophyta; Magnoliopsida; Malpighiales; Linaceae. The record is from the annotation of a GenBank genome assembly.